Messenger RNA from Saccharomyces eubayanus, 1002 nucleotides. It is a transcript of the gene RGS2, whose product is annotated as GTPase-activating protein RGS2. Bases 1 to 1002 code for a protein of 333 amino acids. The record is from RefSeq and is a predicted model, not a curated record. The transcript has a single exon. NCBI's taxonomy places the organism in Eukaryota, Fungi, Ascomycota, Saccharomycetes, Saccharomycetales, Saccharomycetaceae.
AUGGCGAGUGUUCCGAGCUUAUGCGACAUACUGAUACCGCUAGAAAAGAGUGACCACAAAGCUCACUCAAUUCAGCUUCGAAAGGGCCCUCACGAGGGUGUCCGCUCUCCGUACACUGUACAGAGGUUUUAUAAAUUUUUGAAGAAGGCACAUUGCGAGGAAAAUCUGGAGUUUUUUGAAAAGGCCCACCAGUUUCUCCAAUUGAAACAGAGCGGUAAAGUCAACGAGAAAAAUCUCUUGGCAAUUUGGAACAAGUCAUUGUACAUUAAGUUUAUCGCCGUCGACUCUCCAAAGGAAUGUAACUUCUCGCAGGACACCAGAGAGGUGUUUGAAAAGUGCUAUGCCAACAACAAGGUGCCCGCUGACGUGGACGUGCUGAGUGCCAUUACUCACAUCAUGAGUCUACUAAUGGACGGGUACCAUCGAUUUGUGAAUUUCGUAAGCCAGGAAGAUUACUAUACGCAAUCCACUGGCGGUAGCGGCUGUGCGCCGGAACAAGAACUUAAAAAUAGCUCUAUUGUCUCUUUGUCGGCGCUAGGCGAAGAAAAGGUGCCACGAGUAAGGAAACACAAUGGAGGAAAACCUAACCGAACCGGAGCGGCGAUGGUCUUCCAGGAGACUUCUACAAACACAGCCGCUGAAUCACAGAGCAGCUGCGCUUCUCGCCCAAGCGAAUCCACGUCCUCCACCAGCACUGACAGUAACAGCACCAUUUGCCCCAAUAUCACCAAUAAACGUCUCAAAAAAACCCACAAUUCCAGUUUUUUCAACUCGGGAAAGGACCUACUGCAAAGAUUAAGCUUUGUGAAAAAACGCAAGUCUUUCAAACAAUCUUCAACUUCGUACAACAACCAUAUUAGAAACCACCUGAAAAGAGCUAAGCAGUCAUCCACAAUAACAACAUCGUCGUCGCCCUCAUCGUUUCCCCCCACAGCAACGGGACUGAACGAAAAAAGCGUUGAAAAUGGCUUUAAAAAGCUUAACCUACAGGACACUGCUUAA